AUGUUUUCCAGAAUUGUGAGAAACAAUGGAUCCUUAAUGUCCAAGAGAUUCCAGUCUCAAGCUAGCACUAGUGCUUCGGCCAAGUCUGCUUUCAAUAACAAACAUAACUUUAAUAUAAACCCACCUCCAGUGCACACAUACUGGACGAUGCGUAAUAGUUCAGUUCUCCUUGCUUUCAUUCCAGUAUACUUGCUUGUUGGAUACGCUAUCAAGUACACAUCUUCAGGACUUAGUGGCUACGAAGGAUUGUAUGCGUUUGCCGAUUCAGAAAAGUCACCUAUGAAGGAGCUCAAGUUCGGUGAAGCUCAACAAUCAAAGAAUUAA
Molecule: messenger RNA, 324 nt
Organism: Debaryomyces hansenii CBS767
Lineage: Eukaryota; Fungi; Ascomycota; Pichiomycetes; Serinales; Debaryomycetaceae
Exons: 1
Coding region: 1-324 (107 amino acids)
Source: RefSeq, a predicted model, not a curated record